Molecule: messenger RNA, 5371 nt
Organism: Sceloporus undulatus (fence lizard)
Lineage: Eukaryota; Metazoa; Chordata; Lepidosauria; Squamata; Phrynosomatidae
Gene: NECTIN1
Product: nectin cell adhesion molecule 1
Biological process (GO): homophilic cell-cell adhesion; heterophilic cell-cell adhesion; protein localization to cell junction
Cellular component (GO): adherens junction
Source: RefSeq, a predicted model, not a curated record
AGGGCAGGAAGGCAGGCAGGCAGAGGGAGGGAAGGAGGGAAGGAAGGAAGCAGGGAAGGAAGGAAGGAGCCCUGCUGCUUCUCCUUCUCUUUCUCCUUCUGCUUCUUCUUUGCUCCUGGCUCUGCUGGGCGCGGAUGCUGCAGCCCAGAGCCGCCUCUGCUUCGCAGCCUCUUGGCGAGACAUGGAGCCUGGCAGCCCUGGCCCGGAGGCCCUCUGAGCAGCCCAGGGGAUCCACGCGAUCUCCCCUCCCCAAAGCAAGGCAGGAGGCCGGAGGACCCACCCAGCGGACCGGAGGGGGAAACCCACUCGCUCUCUAGGGCCACCCAUCUAGCAGAUCGGAAGGACCGGCUGGAUCUCCUUUCUCUCCCCAGCAAACUGGUGGACCGACUCGCUCUCCCCUCCCAUCCAUCCAUCCACCCAGGAUCCAACCGGAAGACCAAGGGGAUCACUAGCUGUCUUCCCUCCCUACCCCCAAAAAAGGAGGCAGAGGGAUCUGUGUAGGAGAUCGCGGGGACCGGCUGGAUCUCCUUUGUCCCGCCAGCAAACUACUGGACCGACUCGAUCUCCACCACCCAUCUAGUAGAGCAAGGGGGAUCACUCUUUCCCACCCACCCCCAAAAACAAGGAGGCAGAAGGAUCCAUCUAGCACAACGUGGGGACCGACUGGAUCUCUUUUCUUCUAAAGGAAAGGAGGCGAGGAGCCCAUCUAGCAGACCGAGGACCUGACUGGAUCUCUGCUUUUUCUUCCCUGCCAAAAAGAUAAAAUAAAAUAAAAGGGAGGCAGUGAGGAUCCACUAGAUCUCUCUGCCGCAAAAAAAGGAGGGAGGAGAGAGCCACCCUCGUCGCCCAGAGGCUCCGCGAGCCAGGAUCGGCUGGAGAGAAAGAGAAGGAGGAGAAAGAAGGAAAGAGGAAGGAAGGAAGGAAAGGAGGGCGGGAGAGAAGAAGGAGAAGCCUCGCUUUCUUUUAGGCUUCCAGCCCUUGGAGAGAAGGCGAUCCGGGAUUUGGCUGCCGGAGGAGAAAGGGCACACUCUCUCAGCCUCGGGAGGCGAUGCUUGGGAUCCGGGAUCCGGUGUGAAGCAGCCCCGAAGAGGCUCCAGGAGGGAGGUCUCUGGGCCACUUUUGGGGGGAGACACAGGACCCCUUGACCGCCAACUCCUUCCGAGGAAAACUUCUUUCGGGGGGCCUCCAGUGGAUCAUAUACUUCCCCCCCCCCAAAAAAAAGGCAUCCCUCCCCGCCUUGCAUUCCUUUUGGACCGGACUCUCCUUAUGCGGAGCUUGAAGUGACCGGGACCAAGCCCAGGAACUCGGUCUCUCUCUCUCGGUCUCUGAGUCUCUGCAAAGGUCUCCGAUGGCUGCCUCCGGGAGGCGAGGCUGGCUGCAGGGCUGGUGGGCGGCGGGGCUCUGCUUGGCGGCCCUCGGACCCUUCCCAGGCCUCUGGGCUCAGAUGGUGCUGGUCAAUGACACUGUCUCGGGUUUCAUCGGGACCAACGUGAUCCUGCACUGCAGCAUGACCAACCCUUCCCCUAGCGUGAAAAUCACCCAAGUCACCUGGCAGAAAGCCACCAAUGGCUCCAAGCAGAACGUGGCCAUUUUCAACCCCAACAUGGGUGUCUCCAUCUUGGCACCGUACAAAGAGAGAGUGACUUUCCGAGAGCCUUCCACCAAGGACGGGACCAUUCAGCUGUCACGUCUCGAGCUGGACGAUGAAGGCGUUUACAUCUGCGAGUUUGCAACGUUCCCUACUGGCAACCGGGAGAAUCAACUCAACCUCACGGUGUUGGCCAAACCAAUUAACCAGAUGGUGAGAACCACAAGCCCGCUCAUUGCCAGGGCCGGCAUGACCGAGAAGAUCGUGGUGGCCACCUGCACCUCCUCCAAUGGGAAACCUCCCAGCACUGUGACGUGGGACACCAAACUGAAAGGGGAGGCCGAGUUCCAGGAAAUCCGCAACAACAAUGGCACCAUCACCGUCAUCAGCCGCUACCGCCUCCUGCCCAGCCGCGAGGCCCACCGGCAGCAGCUCAUGUGUGUGGUCAACUACCAGCUGGAUCGCUUCACCGACAGCAUGACCCUCAAUGUGCUGUACGAGCCUGAAGUGAGGAUCGAUGGCUUUGAUGGCAACUGGUACCUCAACCGGAAGGAUGUGAAAUUGACAUGUACAUCAGAUGCCAACCCUCCGGCCACCCAGUACCAGUGGAAGUUGGUCCCUCAGACUAAAGUGGGUAUGGAUAGAAUGAAUGGCUCGCUUCCUGACAAUGUGGAGGUUCAGAACAGCACCUUGUUUUUCAAGGGACCAGUGACGUACAACUUGGCAGGGACGUAUGUCUGCGAGGCUACCAACACCAUUGGCACACGGUCUGGCCUGGUGGAAGUUAAUGUCACAGAUAAGCCAUUGCCUCAGGGAGGGGCAGGGGGCAUUUUUGGCAUCUUGGGUGUCGUAAUCGCCGCUGUCCUUAUUGUUGGAGUAGCUGCUACAGUCUUUGUCGUGUACAGGAGACAGCAAAAGAGCCGCACGGAAGCUGACAAUGACCUGAUGGACCUUCCCCCUUCCCAUAAACCUGCUCCCCCACCUCCCAAGCGGAAGCAAGAGUUGAAAAGUCAUCUGACGGCAGAAGAUAUCCAGGUUGUGCAACUGGACAACAUGAAGGAGCCUGAGGAGGAGAUCCAGAAGUUGCCACCACAGCCCCCCUACUACGACAUGGCUGCCACUGAGCCUGCCCCUCAAUCUGACAAGAUGAACUUUAGAAAGUGUCACUCAGAGAUACCGGAUGCGGGUGAUUACCUGACCUGCCAUUACUCCCAUGAAGACCAGUAUCUGACAAAAAUAUCGUAUGUCUAUAGUCCCUUGUCGUAUCUCCCAAAAGACGUCUACUCAUCCAACCAUACCAGCACUUCCUUCUGCUGUCCACCUCCAGGUUCCAGGGCUCCUUACGUAUGUCCCAAGGAACAAUAUGUCUGAAAGAACCACACACAAUCCAGCAAAGGAGAAGAAGGAAAACCCUUCACCCGUCUUUAACUUUCAGAUGUCAGCCAAGGCCUUUUUACCCAUUCACUUUUGUCCAGUGUGUGUAUGUGUGUUUGUGUAUGUAUGUGUGUGAAUGCUAUGUGAUGCCCACCCACACCUCACCCUUGGAUUUCUUAUUUUUACUUUGUUGACGCUGUUGUUGUUAUGUUAUGUUUUGGUGCAUUUGUACUUUCCAUUGUUAGAUUAUGGCUGCAGUCCUAAACAUAUUUACUAGAAAGUAUGCCUCACUGAGCCCGGUGGGAUUUGCAUUUGGGUAAACACAGCUUGACAACAGUUAACAACAACAAACAUGGCUAGGACUGCGCCAUUAGCUUUUGCCUUGUUUGUUAAGGAACAUCCUUCUGUUGAGACAAAACCACUUAUAUCUCCCACGCAUUCCUCAUUCUCUCCCAUCAUUGCCUCUAAUUUUGACCCCUUGAGCCUUCCAUACCAAAACGAUUUUGCGCCUUUGUGCAUCUCUGCACAUACAACACUGCCCUCUCCUGGAUGGAAUGUGUCAGAUGUCACUCAUCGUAUGUCCACCCAUCUGUCUCCCCAUUUACACAAUUUGCACUAUGGUUGAACGUCAAGCUAGCCCUACCCACCUCUUGCUAACACCCAACCCGAAAGGCCGUGCCCUGUUCUUCCUUCCAAAUGCAACACUAUACAUCCCUUGAAGAAACAUGUGUGACUUUGGAGCCCUGAGUCUGCACCCAUUUUUCAUUCGUCCAUGAAAAUGUGAAUCUUGUUUAGAGAAAGGCAACAGGCCACAACAGGAGCUAUGCUGGAUGCAAAGUUUGUCGCAAAGAAAGUUCUGGUGCUUAUAUCCAUGCUAAAGAAAUGACUCCAAGACUUUACCUUUACCCUUACCCAUCCCUAGUUUUAUUUUAUUUUCCCUCCUCCUCCUGUUUAAAUCCAGAGAGCGUUCAAUCCAUGGAGUGUGAACAGAGAAUGUAAGAUGGUAGCUAUGGAUUCUAUGGGGAAAAAACAUUCCUCUAAUCUGGGACCAAAAAGAAAAUCCCUGAAUGAGAAAGCAAAAGGAUAUAGAUGCAUCCUUUGUUUUUUAUUAUUUUGUUUUGUAUUAUUAUUAUUUCUUCUCUCCAAAACGAACAAAAAUCUAACAACCUCUCAGUUUUGCUAUGCACAUUUGUUCGAUUGGGUACCUGAAAUAAAACUCAGGCAGGUGUAAAAGAAUGAUCAUUUCAGGUAACCUCCUUGCUCUUCAAGAAGGAUGAAAGCCAAGACGAGAUUCGGCCUGUGAAAGUAUUUUUAGUUUGGUUUGUUUGCUUUUUAUUGGCGCCAUUAGCUUUUGGGAUGGCAUAUUUAUAUAUUGAACGUACAGGUGCUGUUGAGAUCAUAUGCAUGUUCCUACAACUUCCGAGUGUUAUAGGUAAGAAAAUUCAUCCCCACCUCACCCCUUUGUCCAUGUGCAAUAGGACUGUAUGCAUGGCGGGUGAUGAAGAAGAGAGGGGAGAUGUCUUGGAGAACCAUGAAUGAAAAGGAUAAGCUAUGAUUAAACUCGGACAGUGAGGAAGAAACGAGGAACUGAGAUAUCUUUGCAAACAAAUGUGUCUGCAAUUGAGAUUAUCUCCCUCUCCUGGUUAUGGGAUGAGUUUGGUUUAGCCUUCUGCCCAUGACCCACAUUGGAGCAAUGGGCAUUCAUCCCUAACCUCAAGUAUUCAAUAUUCCCAGGAUGGAGAAGACCCGCCAGAGAAACAAUGUGAUGGAAGAAACCUAGAGUCAAAGUUUAUUUUUGUACAUUUGGUUGGAGAAAGGCUAAUAUUGCUCAAUGCACUUUGGAUCCCCGUGUAUACUUCCAUGCACUUUGGAUCCUCACUUUGGAUUUCACCUUAACCUACAUUCCCCUCCCCUCUCCAUCCUAACUAAGGUUUAGCUUUCUCGGCCCAGCAUUGACACGCAAAGCUAAACUGUGUUCACACUACCUCAGCCAUUUCCUGCGAGCUUAAAGUUGAAAGCCACAAGAUGCCAACCGACGACAGUCUAAUCCAGAGCCAAGAUGGCAGCACUUCCUCUCAACACUGCCAACUUCAGGCAUAGAGCAUGGUCGCCUGAAGCUGAGAUGUCAUUUCCUGCUUGAGGCUGGAAAUGGAUGGGCCAUCAGAGGAAAUGUCGAUAUCAGGACAAAAGGUGCUGUCAGUCACCCCCACAACCACCAUCCCUCUCUUCCUCGAGACCCUCUAUACAGCAAAGCAAAGGGAGCAAAGCACUUCCUCACCCAAAGAUGGCAGUAACAUUUAUUGUCCUAGUGAAGGCUAUGUUGGCCAUAGUGUGGAAUGUUCCUUUUGGGAAGGAGAAAAGGGUUUAUGAAAAUAUGUUAGCACUUUAAAUAUAUGGCCCUGAAUUAAA